AUGGUUGAGGCACCCACUGCUUCCGGCAAUGCAAAACCACAGUCUGCGCGCGCAUCCAGGAAGAAAACUCUCGCUGCAGCAGCAGCUGAGGAGGGAAUCAAUGACGCCACACAGAGCAGUGGGAAGACUGAGGGCGGUCAGGGGAAGAGGCCAGCAAGGGAGCGCAACACAGGAAAGGGAACUCGAGAAGAUGCGAAAAGGCAUCGGAUGGAUGCAGCUCAGGGCACAGCUGAGAAGGAGGUGCAGACCGACCAUGUUGCAAUCAGCGCAGCGGCGCAGCCAGACAUCUCCCAUUAUGAGUGUCCCAUCUGUAUAUCCAUCAUCAUCGCCCCUGUUGUCUCUCCCUGUGGCCAUGACUUCUGCCAGCACUGUUAUGAGGGCAUGAUGGCGACUCCCGGGUCGCGUUUCCCCGGCAAUCUGAAAUGCCCCAUCUGUCGUGAGGCAAUGCCCUCAAAGGUUCCUGGGGUCUGCAAGCGGCUGGAGAGCACAGUCGAGCUUCUGUUCCCUCAGCAGCUGACAGCCCGCAGGGCGCUAUUAGCUGAUGAGCUGGAAGAGAGAAAUAAGGACAGGGAGCGGGCCAAAGAGGCACAGCGAGCACAGCGAGGGGGGGGAAUAGCAAUGGCGGAGGUAUUUGAGACCCUCCAUCACAUCACCAGAGAGGCCCGAGAUCGUCUGGCAGCUGUCGGCACCAUGUAUGAACCAGAUGGAGAGGCGGGCGCGCAAGCGAGUGCUGCACAUUCGGCCCCGGGCAGCGUUGCUUGGGGCAUGGGGGGCAUGCAAAUGAGCGCAUUCAGGCGGCCAGUUUCAAUGGCUCUCCGGGCAGGCAACCAGACUCAGGCGGCGCCCCGGCAACAGCAGAGCGGGGCGCAAGCGGCCGAAGCACCCCGUGAGAAUGUUGCCGCGCCCCCUGCACCUGGGGAUGAUGGACCAUGGCUCCCCUGGGGGCACUUACACCCGCAAACAGGGGGGUGGAUGAAUCAGGCGUCACCUGUGUCUUGGGGCCAGCCUGGGGCUUCCACUGAGCCCAGCCCAGCAGCGCAAGGAGGAGCCCAGCUGCCAUUCAGCUGGGCCGCAAACACUGCGCCCAUGCCGCAGCCCACGCUGGAGGCACCAGCCAGCGGGCCUGUCCCUGAGGACCAGCAAAACAGCAUUGCCCAGAGCUUCCGGGGAUUGGCUGCGCUGGCCAGCAGAGUCGUCAUGUUCCACCAGGCAAUGCACGCUGGUGGCGAGGACGAAGACGCGGCUGCAAGCCAGAUGUACGCGGAGCUGCUGAACGCCCAACGCGUGGCUGAGGGGAUGCAAUUCCCUAUGCCAGCAGGUGUGGGAGGUGGAGGGGAGGGGGGCGCAGGUCCCCCCAGCGGCAGUCUGGGGCUGCCCACCUUCACAAUGGGGAGGGUGGAGGACAGACCCCGGAAUCGUCGCCAGCGCCGCCGAGCGCAGAACCUUCCCAGCCCGAGUUUCCUUGCAAGGAACAUGCCGCCUUCAGGGGGAGUAGAAGAAUAG
Coccomyxa subellipsoidea C-169 is the source of this 1503-nucleotide messenger RNA. RefSeq lists its product as hypothetical. Gene Ontology annotation, molecular function: metal ion binding. The transcript is spliced from 9 exons. The coding region runs from base 1 to 1503 and encodes 500 amino acids. The record is from RefSeq and is a predicted model, not a curated record. Lineage: Eukaryota; Viridiplantae; Chlorophyta; Trebouxiophyceae; Coccomyxaceae.